AUGGCAUUGUUCAGUCUUGGGCGAGGCGCAAGUGUUCAAGCCGGCGUAACUAUCUGCUGUCUCGUCGCAUUUGUACUCUUUGGCUAUGAUCAAGGAGUUUUCGGUGGCAUUCUGCAGAACGAAGAUUGGCAGAACCAGUUCGACCACCCGAACGACGCCAAGACUGGAAUCAUAGUAUCCUGCUAUAACUUGGGCUGCCUGGCAGGCUGUGUGAUCAACUUCUUCGUCGGAGACAAGCUUGGCCGCCGCAGGACCAUCUGGCUUGCCAUGGUCUUAGUCUUGGUCGGGGCGACACUUCAAACCACUGCGUACAAUGUUCCUCAUCUCGUCAUCGGACGAGUCGUUACUGGCUUGGGAACAGGAAUCAAGACUUCAACGGUGCCCAUGUAUCAAUCCGAGCUUUGCGAAGCUGAAUCCCGCGGUCGUCUUGUGUCGAGCGAAGUCCUCUUCGUCGGGGUCGGCAUUACAAUCGCAUACUGGUUCGAUUUCGGCAUGUCCUACGUUGGAGGUGCCAUCGCCUGGCGUCUCCCCAUUGCCUUCCAAAUGGUCUUCGCCAUCGGCGUUGUAGUUCUGGUGUUUGCACUCCCAGAGUCUCCGCGAUGGCUGUUCGUAAAGGGCCGUGAUCAAGAAGCCAUCAACGUCCUGUGCCAGGUCCACGACAAAGAUCCGUCAGACCCAUAUAUCGUCUCGGAAUCUACUUCCAUUCAGAAAGCCAUCGAGCUCGAACUCGCAGCGAAUAAAAACGAUUCUUUCUUGAGCAUCUUCAGGAACGAUGCCAUCAGGACCAGAUACCGUAUCCUGCUUGCCUGGGGUGUCCAAUUCAUGAACCAAGCUGGAGGAAUCAAUCUCGUUGUCUAUUACAUUCCUUCGGUUUUGGUUCAGAACGUCGGGCUCUCACCGCGCAUGUUACAGGUUCUCGGUGGUUGCAUCAAUAUGAUGUUUAUGUUUGGCUCGAUUCUGCCCUCCUUUGCCCUAGAUCGAAUGGGUCGCCGGAAGACAAUGAUUUGGGGCUGCACAGGCUUGAGUAUAUGCAUGCUCAUGGUGGCUGUACUCCUGUCUAGGGUCGGCUACUCCAACGGCCAUACCUGUGCGUCAGCGGCUGUUGCUUUCUUUUUCCUUUACAUGUUGAUCUUCGGCAUGAGCGUCAACUGCGUUCCUUGGGUUUAUGUUCCCGAGAUCCUCCCCCUUGAAUCCCGCACUAGAGGAACAGCGAUAGGAAUCAGCUCCAACUGGCUGUGGAAUUUCACUGUCGUCAUGAUCACGCCAGUUAUCAUCAAUCGCCUGCAGUGGAAAGCGUAUCUCAUUUUCAUGGUUACGAACUUACUCUUCGUGCCCGCAUUCUACUUCUUCUACCCAGAGACGAGCAACUUCAAGCUGGAGAACGUCGAUCUUAUCUUCUCUCAAGGCGGAAACCCUGUAUCUGUUGCGCGGCAGAUGACCAAGGACAUGAGGAGGAAUAACAUCAGCGUCAACAGCAACGGGACAAUCUCAGUUGAUACAGAGAAAUCGCAGACCAUGAUUGUGGAAAGCGCUUAG
Molecule: messenger RNA, 1536 nt
Organism: Fusarium odoratissimum NRRL 54006
Lineage: Eukaryota; Fungi; Ascomycota; Sordariomycetes; Hypocreales; Nectriaceae
Exons: 3
Coding region: 1-1536 (511 amino acids)
Biological process (GO): transmembrane transport; carbohydrate transport
Cellular component (GO): membrane
Molecular function (GO): carbohydrate:proton symporter activity
Source: RefSeq, a predicted model, not a curated record